AGAGUUUGUGCCACACUGUAGCACAGGAUGAGAAUGCAUAUCAGAAUUUUCAUGUACUGGGUAUUGCAGGAGAAAAUCCCCAGAUUGAGAAAUCUAUGGAUCCCUCUAAAACUGAACCUCUUUGCGACAAUGUGGAAUUGAAAAGCAAGGCACGCGAUUUAACCUCUGCUUGUUCCUUAAGUUUUAUUCAUUGUGCAUCAGAUCCUGCAAAGGUUGUCUUAGAUGCAUUGCGGAAAUGUCGUUCUGCCAACUUGGGGAAGUGUAAAUAUGGCCCAUCAUCACUUAUGAAGAGGUUCUCUGAUUUGUUGGAACAUCUGAGAGAAGUUUCUCCAGAAAUAACACCUCAGGUUAAAAUAGAGGCAGUUGUGCUUGCUGUUGAGUGGAGAGAAACAUUGACCGGAUCGCAGCUGAAUUAUUCUGAGGUCCUAGGCUUUUUGCAACUUUUAGCUACUUUUGAAUUGUCAUCCUCUUAUGAUUCAGAUGAGCUUCUAGGUCUAUUGGAGAUUGUUUACCGGUCCAGAAGGGCAAUUAAUCUGUUCAAAAUCCUAGGAUUAGCAGAUAAGAUCCCAUGCUUUAUCGAAAAUCUGAUAAGGAGAAAACAAUGGCUGCUGGCUAUUAGAUACAUCCAUGUAUAUGAACUUGUUGACUUGUUUCCACCUGUGCCCCUUCUUAAAGACUUCGUGCUAUACUCAGAAGAGCUAGCCAAGAAAAUACAUGAUAAUGGACUUGGUUCUCGUGAAGCCCAAGAAAAAGCUAUAAAUUGUGAAAUAUCUGCAUUGAGAGCUGCAGUAAAACGCAUAGUGUGGCACAACCUUCAAUCAGAAUACUCACCUGACCACCUGAAAGCUCAUAUUGUGAAGCUUCAAAGGCAGAUGGCAGAACUAAGGAUCCCAAACCAACACUCCGGCUUCAUUACUAAGUCUCAAGUUGACGACAGAGAUGAAGGAAGUCUAUGUGCUCCGAUUUCUCAAGUGCAAAAAGCUGUCAUGAAAAAACGUCUUGCCUCAGCUACAGAGGGUGUUAUUGUACAUGAGUCCCAACAACAACAGCGAAAACUUAAGCGUGUUUGCCAGUUACCCGAGCGGACAGAAGUUGGUCCAGAUGCCAUCAUUUGCAAUGCUUCUCUAUCAUCUUCUGUUCAAUCAUCUUCUCAACCCACAUCGCCAGAUGGUCAAAUUAGUACUGUGCCACCAAACUACUCGGAAAAAUUGUUUUCUCAGUGCUUAGAGGUCUGCCCUGAAGAUGACCAGAUUUAUGAUUCUGGACAAGCAUCUUCCCAACAAAUUGGUGAUUCACAUGCUUAUGAUGAUGCUGAGGUUGAAACUGAAGAGCCGGUUCAGAUAAACCCAGUUUAUCAUUCUGGGCAAAAUUUGAUGCCAAAACUUCAGGAGCUAUUGUGUAAGCUCAAGAAUUCUUUGUCCAGCUCAGGGAAGACUGAAGAUCAUGAGAGGACGUAGGCAGAAGUGAAAAGGGACAAGAAGAGUUAGCUAGCAAAUUAUUUGAUUCUUCUCUGUAAAUGGUAGGUAGAUACAUGUACUAUACAAAAAAUCAGUAAAUAGUCUUAACCAGUGACCUAUCUAAGCUUGCUAACUAAUGGACCUAACUGUUUCUUCAGUUAAA
Nicotiana tabacum (common tobacco) is the source of this 1620-nucleotide messenger RNA. The record is from RefSeq and is a predicted model, not a curated record. Lineage: Eukaryota; Viridiplantae; Streptophyta; Magnoliopsida; Solanales; Solanaceae.